AAGGCUUUCUGCGUGUCCCAGGAGACGCACAAACGUCUAUUUGCCAUCGCUCAGGAAGAACAGCCUCCUAUUCUGGUUUUAAAUUUGAUUGUGGUAGAAGCUCAAGGUCUGGAAGCUAAAGAUCCUAACGGUUACAGUGAUCCUUACUGCAUGUUAGGCAUUCAACCGGGAAGCGGAACGGAAGACGGAAGAAGAUACAGUUGGGAAGACGAAGUGGCGGAGAAAAGCAAGGGAAGCCCGAGAAGGUUGAGAAAAUUUGGCGCUUCGUUAAAAAGAAGAGAGAGGAAUCGCAGUAACAGUCUGUCGGACACACUUCCUGCCAAGUUCAUUAGAACCACGACAGUUAAGCCCCAAACGCUUUGUCCCAAAUGGAACGAAACCUUCCGCCUGGACAUUGAAGAUAUCCGUUCCGAUCGCCUUCAUCUCGAUAUCUGGGACCACGAUGACGAAUCGUCGGUUUUCGAUGCUGCUCGAAAAUUAAACGAAAUAUCCGGUUUGAAAGGCCUGGGUCGAUAUUUUAAACAAAUUGCCCAAUCUGCCAGAACCAGCGCGGGAGAGAGCAUCGAUGACUUUCUCGGUUGCGUCAACAUUCCUCUAGAAGACAUCCCGUCUUGCGGUUUAGCCAAAUGGUUUCCGUUAGAAGGCAGAUCCCACCGAUCCAGCGUCCAAGGACAAAUUUACUUAAAAUUAAAUUUAGGUACGAGAGAAGAUCGUGGCAGCGCGGUGGACGAGGACAAUUGGAAAGAAGUCGUGGAACAUCAAGAGCUACUUUGGAUGUUUAUCGAAUACGAAUUAUCGCAACACCAAGGACCGACUUCCGAGUGGGCGGGAGAUUUAUCGCAAGCGGCACUGACUAUUCUGCAUCAACACGCUAUUCAAGGAGAUCUUACCGAAUUACAACAGGCGAUGUGCCGUUGGGUCACGUAUAGUCGAAAACACAUGGAGGUAUCGCUCGAUUAUGCUCUACUUUAUCAACUUUUGGAAGAUUUUAACAAGUCUUGGGGAGAUAUCGAAAAUCCUUUAUCUAGAGACGAGGAGGCAGCGGUUGCGGAUUCUUUCAAUAUGUUUUUGGAUUAUUGUCUGGAAGUGCUGCAGAAACAUCGAGAGCUCUUUCCACCGGCUAAUGAACAAGCGCAGAACAAAUUAGUUCAUUUGCUCAAAUGCCUGUCAUUGAUUCACAAUUUGCAAGCAUUUAAAUGGUGUUGUCCCUUCAGACACGAACUUCACGUGGAAGUUAUAAAUUCAUUAAAGAAAGGAACUGGAGAAUCUUUUCAUACAUGGUACGAACAAACGACAUCCGAGAAAAAAGAUAUUUCUCUUCAAAAUCUGUUAGAUUUAGUACAUAUUCUGAAUAAAGACAUUCAAGAAGGAUUACUUUACUACAACCAAUUGUUUGAAAGCAUUGUUGGUGUAAAUUAUGCAAUGGUGACAUACAAGCAGAUCGAAAAACUGCUCUCAGAUGAUGUAGCAAUUAGGCUACAGAAUGAGAUGGCAGAGAAAAAUUUCGGUAAUCAGGUGGAACAAGUGUGUAAUCAGGUGUCGGAAACAAACUCGUUAAGCAGAUCGACUUCUAACGUGCUUACGAUGGGAACAUCGAUGUUCGAACUGUACAUGGCCCUUCAGGAAUUUUCACGAUUCAGAGAAAAUCUUCCUUUAGAAGAAAGAAAGCAUUUAUCCAUUACAAACUUUUAUCUAUGGUUUUCCAAUUCUGUUCGUCAAUGGUUUCAAAUUGCCAAAAUAAAAUCCAGACAGAGAAUUAAGAAAGCUGUAGAGUUGGAUAAAGUAACAUUCAUGGAUUCUUACGUUAAAUGUAGUACAUCGGCAAUUGAUGUUACGACAUGUUUUGCGCAAAUAAAAGAGUUUUGGAGACAAUUAGCUUGGCCCGAUUUAGCUGGUUCUUACCAAUACGCCCUUAAGAUUAUUGAAAUAGUCUGUGACGGUGCAGUAUACUAUGCAAAUCUCAGCCAUAAUAAAUUAAGUGACGUAAAAUUAACGGAAGAGGGAAAAUAUGAAGUAUCCGAAGAGCUUUGUAUAACUGUAAAUAAUAUAGAACACGUACUUCAAGCAAUGCAACCCUUGCCUGAAGAACUGGGAUUAGAUGCAAUAUUGCACGCCAUCGAGCAAAAUCAAGGGCAGUCUGCAGCCGGUAAAUGUCACGAUACAAUUUGGGAAAUAUUACGAAAUGCCGAAGAUGAAGUAAUUACUAAAAUUCAGACAAUCAUUUUUGGUGUAAUUAAAAAGAUGCUUCCCGAAAUUAAAAAAUUUGUCUUCCAUCUGGCUUGGGCUCCCGAGAAACUCGACGCAGACAGUGCAAUUAGCCCUCUUUUGGAAUUUUUGGACGAAAAACUACGAACGUUAUAUAACAAUACUUUAACCGCCAACUUCGAUAGGAUUUUGGAAACUCUGUGGACCGUAGUACUGCACGAACUGACUCAUACUGCCAGAAGUAACACUGGUGUACGUUGUGCGAAUAUCCAUAAACUUUCCCUACAGAAAGAGAAAUUAGCAUUUUUUGAAAGAUUAUCCGCAUCUUUAGUUUGCCUCAUGGAAUUUUUCCAUGCCAACGGUAAAGGCCUUACCUUGCAAACUGUUCAUAACGCUGCCUACCAGGAAUUAGAUCAUUUAUUGAAACUGCACAAGUCUGAUACAACACAUCUUAUUGAACUUUAUUGUUUGCAAAGAAUAGAAGAUCAACAAAAGUUACAAAAAUCCGAUUAUGGCAGUUUGACCAUUAAAGCAUUUUACAAUGCUGCUGCAGAGAGCCUCUGUAUAGAUGUAUUAAAUGCAAAAGAUUUAAUUCCGCUCGAUCCCACCGGUUUCAGCGAUCCUUUUGUAAUAAUAGAGUUGGUACCAAAGCAUUUCUUUCACGAUUGUCCCAAACAGAAGACGAAAGUACAGAAGAAGACUUUGUUUCCUUUAUUUGAUGAAAGCUUUGAAUUCGCACUAACCACAGAAAUGUGCAGAAGAGAAGGUACUGCAGUGUGCUUUACGAUUAUGGAUCACGAUAUGAUGACGAGAAACGAUUACGAAGGGGAAACCUAUCUUUCGUUGGCUUGUAUUCCCGGUGUUGAGGGCGAACCCAUUAAAGACGUAAAACCCAUAGAAUUGUUGUUAAUGCACCCCGAUAACAAGGAUGAAAUAAUCCUGACUUUGGAAUCACGAAUUUGGGACAAAGAAGCUCAAGAAUUCGUUAAACAGCAGCGCAAACAUCGCUGAAAAUGGUGCCUGUGAUUAUAAAAAGAGCAUUGUUUUUCCUGAUUUGAAAAUUAUU
Centruroides sculpturatus (bark scorpion) is the source of this 3271-nucleotide messenger RNA. Its product is annotated as BAI1-associated protein 3-like. The coding region runs from base 151 to 3216 and encodes 1021 amino acids. The record is from RefSeq and is a predicted model, not a curated record. NCBI's taxonomy places the organism in Eukaryota, Metazoa, Arthropoda, Arachnida, Scorpiones, Buthidae. The transcript is spliced from 30 exons.